This is a messenger RNA of Dipodomys ordii (Ord's kangaroo rat), 2258 nucleotides long. RefSeq names its product family with sequence similarity 131, member A (gene Fam131a). The coding region runs from base 198 to 1043 and encodes 281 amino acids. The transcript has 6 exons. The record is from RefSeq and is a predicted model, not a curated record. NCBI's taxonomy places the organism in Eukaryota, Metazoa, Chordata, Mammalia, Rodentia, Heteromyidae.
GUGGCCGCGGCCCGACCCUCUGCAAGGCGAUGGCCCGGCCUCCGAGCGCGGGCUAGCGUGCUUGGGUGUCCCGCCAUGGGCUGUAUCGGCUCCCGGAGCCCGACGGGUGAGGCAUUUCUGGGGACCACCAGCUGGCUGAGGCUCAGGGACAGAGACGGCUGCUCCAGCUAAAGGUGAAUGUUGGAGACACAGUCGCGAUGCUGCCCAAGUCCCGGAGAGCCCUAACCAUCCAGGAGAUUGCUGCUCUGGCCAGAUCUUCCCUGCAUGGUAUUUCUCAGGUGGUGAAAGACCAUGUGACUAAGCCUACAGCCAUGGCUCAGGGCCGAGUGGCUCACCUCAUUGAAUGGAAGGGCUGGAGCAAGCCCAGUGACUCUCCUGCUGCCCUGGAAUCAGCCUUUUCUUCCUAUUCGGACCUCAGUGAGGGCGAACAAGAGGCCCGCUUUGCAGCAGGAGUAGCUGAGCAGUUUGCUAUUGCAGAAGCCAAACUCCGGGCCUGGUCUUCGAUGGACGGUGAUGAUUCCACCGAUGAUUCCUAUGAUGAGGACUUUGCUGGGGGAACUGACACAGACAUGUCUGGGCAGCUGUCUCUGGGGUCCCACAUCCAGGACCUCUUCACUGGGCGCCGAUUCUCUCGGCCUGUACGCCAGGGCUCGGUGGAGCCUGAGAGCGACUGCUCCCAAACCGUGUCUCCAGACACCCUGUGCUCUAGUCUGUGUAGCCUGGAGGAUGGGUUGCUGGGCUCCCCGGCCCGGCUGACCUCUCAGCUGCUGGGUGACGAGCUGCUUCUUGCCAAACUGCCCCCCAGCCGGGAAAGUGCCUUCCGCAACCUGGGUCCAUUAGAGGCCCAGGACUCACUGUACAACUCGCCCCUCACAGAAUCCUGCCUUUCCCCUGCUGAGGAGGAGCCUGACCCUUGCAAGGACUGCCAGCCACUCUGUCUACCACCAGUGGGAAGCUGGGAACGGCAGCGGCAAGCUUCUGAUGUGGCCUCUUCUGGGGUGGUGUCCUUAGAUGAGGAUGAGGUGGAGCACGAAGAACAGUGACCCAAAUCAUGCCUGGUGGUGGCAUGCGUCCCCUGGCUGCUGCUGGGGGCAGAGCCUCUGUGUCCACAUAUGGGCUCAAGGCUCUCAGUGAGCUCCGAAGCCUAGAGGGCUCCUGGGAGCACUCACUUCUCCGUUGUGUGUUUUGCAUGAAAGUGUUUGGAGAGGAGGCAGGGGCCGAGCUGGGGGCGCAUGUCCUGCCCCCACUCCUGGGGUUUGCCGGGGGUUGCCCGGGGCCCCUGGGGCAUGGCUACAGCUGUGGCAGGCAGUGAUGUUCAUGUUCUUAAAUCUAAAAUGCCACAUUUCCUCCUGGAUGAUGUGAACUCUUGGGGGGGUGGGCUUCAUUGUGACUGGCUGGGGGGAGGUGGAGUGGGAGGGGGCUGGGCCACCUCCUCUUCCCCCCAGCCCCUCAGCCCCUCUCCUCUGCUUCUCUCCUCACCUUCAAGUCCAUGUACAGUGCUUAAUAGAACCACCUCCACCUUGGGGGGGGGAGGGGGCUGGCUCCUGCCCUUGAGGAGCCUCUGGAUUGAGUCACCCCCUAAGGGCCCCUAGCCCAGCUGGGCUUGUGCUGUGCUUCACUUCUCCAUCAUCUCUAAAUCUUCUUCUUUUUGUUUUGUAAAGACAGAGAGUUUCUGGUCCGUUUUUUCAGUCAGACAUUCUCUAGGAGGCAUUGGAAUGAGGAAAGAGAGUACCCUUCACCUUUCUCCUGAUCCCCCACCUGAGGCCUGGGACCCCUCCUCAGCCCUCCAAGGAUGUGUGGGUGCAUGCAGAGUUCUCUUGAGUGUGCAGCUGGAAGAAGGGAUGGCUCUGACUGCUUAGAGCUGCGGCUUUGGUGUUCUUCUAGAGAUGGCCACAAGGGGGCCUCAGAAAUGGCCAGGAAGCUGUCAACUGAUGUCUGUGUCUGGCCAGAAUUGUGCCAAUGAGUGAUAUAGUCAGAGGAGAGAGUGCCUGUCCUUAGGGAGAGAAGGUAGUGCCUUUCUUGACUUAAUGGAAAGCCACAGCCGCAGUACUAGGGCCCCUGCCCCAGCUAGGGUGUUAAUGGCCAGGCAGUGGAGCCCUGUGGGACAUCUACAUUCCAAGGAUACUGGACUCUAGAUUUUUAUGGCUAUGGGGAGGGUAUGUGGCUGCAGAAAUAGAAGCCUUAUAGGCUUUGGCAGGUAAGAGGACCCAAGGUAAGAACAAGAGCCAAUGGGCACAAGCAUUCUAUAUAUAAGUGGC